AUGGAAUAUAAAGUUCCUUUUGUUGGAAAUCCGUCAGUCGGAAAGACCAGCAUUAUUUCACGAUAUGCAUCAAAUGUUUUCAAUGAAGAAACAUUGCCAACUGUUGGUGCAUGUAACUUUAAUUUUACAAUUAAUUUAAACGAUGAAGAAGUUGUGAUGAAUGUAUGGGAUACAGCAGGCCAAGAAAGGUUUAGAAGUCUAGUUCCAUUAUAUACAAGAGGAUCUAGUCUAAUUGUUAUUACUUUCGACAUUUCAGAAAUUGAAACCUUUAAAGCUGUAGAUGAUUGGUAUCAGAAACUAAGAGAUGAAUUUGGCAUGAAAUGUCCAAUAUUUUUAGUUGCCAAUAAGAUGGAUUUAGAUCCAAAAGUUCCAAUUAACGAAAUUAAGUCCUGGGCCCAGGCUCAUCAAUGCCAAGCCUUCUUUACAUCUGCUAUGACAAAUAGAGGAAUUGAAGAAUUAUUCACUACAAUUGCUCAAACAGUAUCAAGUCCAAUAAUAUCUGAAAAUAUGGUUAGCUCAACAACACUUGAUCCAAAGGAUAAAAAGAAGGAAAAGUCUGGAUGUUGUUAA
Molecule: messenger RNA, 570 nt
Organism: Trichomonas vaginalis G3
Lineage: Eukaryota; Parabasalia; Trichomonadida; Trichomonadidae
Product: GTPase protein
Exons: 1
Coding region: 1-570 (189 amino acids)
Molecular function (GO): GTPase activity; GTP binding
Source: RefSeq, a predicted model, not a curated record